UGAUUUAUUUAUAUAAAUAAAUAUUUAAAUAAAAAUAUUCUUAAAUAAAUAUAAAUACUUUUUUCCAAAAUCCAACUUUAACUAUUUUCCUUUUCCUAUUUGGUAGAUAACCCUAAAUAGCAAUUAUCUAAAAUUUUACUAAAAUAAAGAUCUCUUAAUAAGCUUAUUAUAAUAUUUACAAAAAUUUUGUUUCCGCUUAUUAAAUAAAUUUGCUGUAUCUGUAUAUAUCCCAAUACAAAGGCAGAACGAUAUAAUUUUUACUAAAUCGAAAAAAAUAAAGCUGACCCUAACUUAAAAUUAAAAAGAAAAAAUAAUAAAUAAUCAAUCAUAUAUUAUCCAAAAUGAAAGCUUUAUACGCAUCCUUAUUUAUUUUCUCCACCUUAUUCGCCUCAUGCUUUGGAAGUGAUAUUGAAAAAUAUUUAGUUAAUCGCUGCUUCUAUUACGAUUUUAACCUACGUGAUGAAUAUAACAAGAUGUUAGAAAGUAAUUCUGAAAAAAAAGAGAACCCGAUAAAACGUGUAAAAAGCAAGUCAUUCCACAAAGAUGUAGAAAAAUUAAAUAAUGACUUCCAAAAAUUAGAAUCAUAUGAUCCACGCUCAGAUUAUGCAAAAUAUGUAAAACCUUUAUUAUAUGCAUUGGAAAAUCCUCCUAAACCCAGAAAACAAUCUUCCAAAAAAACAUCCAAAGCGAAGAAAGCAGCUGCACGAAAAAAACCAGCUACACCUAAGAAACAAGCCACACCGAAAAAACAAGCCGCACCGAAAAAAAAGGCUGCACAGAAAAAGCCCGCUGCACCAGAAACUUCUGCGUAAGUUUAAAAUAACUAAAAUAUCAGGUGAUUCUCUGAGAAAAAAGGUUACAUAAGUGUUGAUAAAAUUCUCCUCAAAAUAUGAAUUAUACGAUUAAGUAUAUUAUGCUUUAUAACAUGCCAAAAUAGAACAAUUAUACGUGAAAAGAAACAGAUUAAUACUUAAAUUUUACCUUUUUCUUUUUCUUUUUUAAAUGCCACUUUUUUGAAUACACCCACCCCCUGUGUUUGUCCUUUCUUUUUAAUCGUUAAGUCUGAGUUUGUUGCAUACAUCGACUGCAUUGUUUCCCCUUGAACGUUAUUUCAUAAGCAGAUGUAUGUGUUCAUAUUUGUUCAUAUGUGUACAUAUGUAUUGUUGAUUUUUGUUCAUUCCAUAUCAUUCCACUCCAGUAUAAUUUUAUACUAAUUCUUUUUUCCCCCUGAACUAAAACGGUUAUACUAAUAGAACUGUCAUCAAAGAAUAGCAUAAAAUU
Molecule: messenger RNA, 1281 nt
Organism: Plasmodium vivax (malaria parasite P. vivax)
Lineage: Eukaryota; Apicomplexa; Aconoidasida; Haemosporida; Plasmodiidae
Exons: 2
Coding region: 342-812 (156 amino acids)
Source: RefSeq, a predicted model, not a curated record